This is a messenger RNA of Thlaspi arvense, 1242 nucleotides long. NCBI's taxonomy places the organism in Eukaryota, Viridiplantae, Streptophyta, Magnoliopsida, Brassicales, Brassicaceae. The record is from the annotation of a GenBank genome assembly.
AUGUUGUGGGUGGACAAGUACCGACCAAAAACCCUAGACAAGGUCAUAGUGCACGAGGAUGUAGCCCAAAAUCUCAAGAAACUGGUCGCAGAGCAAGAUUGCCCCCAUUUAUUGUUCUAUGGCCCGCCUGGUUCGGGCAAGAAAACCCUAAUCAUGGCCUUACUCAGACAGAUGUUCGGGCCUGGUGCAGAAAAGGUGAAGGUAGAGAACAAGACAUGGAAAAUCGAUGCUGGAACUAGAACUAUCGAUCUGGAGCUUACAACUUUAGCAAGCACAUAUCACGUGGAACUAAAUCCUAGUGAUGCAGGGUUUCAGGAUAGAUAUAUUGUCCAAGAGAUUAUAAAAGAAAUGGCAAAGAACAGACCAGUUGACACAAAAGGGAAGAAAUGCUUUAAAGUGCUGGUGCUUAAUGAGGUUGACAAACUCUCAAGAGAAGCUCAGCAUUCUCUUCGGCGAACAAUGGAGAAAUACAGUGCAUCAUGCCGCCUAAUUCUAUGUUGCAACAGCUCAUCAAAGGUUACUGAAGCAGUACGUUCUCGAUGUCUUAACGUCCGGAUAAAUGCACCAACUGAGGAACAGGCAUGUGCAUUUGAUGCAAGAAUAGUUUUUCCUACUGUUGGAGACUGCUUAUUUGAAGAUUUUUGUUCUGGUCAUGUUAGGCAAAAUAGCCUUCUUGAAAUGUUUGUGGGCAUUCAUGCUUUAAGCGAAGAAAAGUUUUUGCACUUAGAUGUUGUGGCUGGCAUCACAAGUUUGUCUGAAAUUGUCAAAGUGUUAGAGUUCAUUGGCAAGAAAGAAGGGCUGCAGCUUCCAUCUGGGUUUUCUGCCCGCAUAGCAGAAAAGUCAAAUCGGAGUUUAAGGAGGGCUAUUUUGGCAUUUGAGACUUGCCGUGUUCAACAGUUAAGCUCUGUUAUACCUCUAUUACUACCUGACAAUUUCAAGCAACUUUUGGCUCUAUUAUAUCCUUUUGCAACCAACCAAACCAUACCUCCAAUGGACUGGGAGGAGUAUGUUUCUGAGAUAGCAUCAGACAUAAUGAAGGAGCAAAGCCCUAAAAGGUUGUUCUCUUAUGCUUUUACUUGGAUACUCGGCUUAAGCAUGGGACCUGUGGGACUCAGGGAUGCAUCUUGUGCAUGCCUUGAAUAUGUUGACAUAUCAUCAAAAGAGCACAGUAUUAUCUUUUCUGUUCCUCAGAUCUGUGGGUGGUUAGGAGAGGAGCUAAGUGUGACGGCCCACCUUGCCUAA